AUGCCUCGCCAGUUCUCCAAGCCCGAUCUGCAGAGGCUUCUGCAAGCCGAAGAUAUCGCUCAAGUUGUCCUUGAGCCAAAACUCGUGCUGAGAUCAACACCUCCGACACAUGCUGUUGAGCAGAGGCACACAACACAAGCCACAGACAUCAUCGCCAACGAGAAAAUCAGCGAGAAGAGGAAGCCACCAUUCUGGAAGACUGCGAGGCGUAAGCAAAGCUACACGUUCAAACUUGUGACCGAUGCUCUUCCCAAUGCCGUCGCAACCAACGAGCCUACUGGAGUCAUUCAAGCACUGCUUGACAUCGGCGGCAGUUCAUCUUAUGUAAAGAAUGCAGAAACAAGGAACAGUCUCGAGACAUCACGAUCAGCAUUGCUACUGCAGGCUACGAGCAUCGGCAACCUGGAUACUAUAUCUUUGCUAGCGUCCAUCAUACCAUGUCCCCGUCUCGAUGAAGCACUCGCGCAAGCGCUCGCUUCCGCAAACCACAGCACAAUAAUGCGUCUGCUGGAGCAUGGCGCCAACCCCAACAGUUGCAGUACACAGAUCAUGGCGUUUGCCGCAGCUGGUCAGCAUAUGCAGCUUGCGCUACUCCAACAGGCUCCGAGACAAAUUCUUGCCGGGCUGGCAUUCGCUGCGCUUGAUGGUGCUGUUGCGAGUGGCUGCAGCAAAACACUAUCCUUACUUGCCAGCAUCGCAGACCUGCAUGAGCAUACUGCUGUUUCUGCUUUGUCGGAGACGGUCCACAAGGGUGACGUUAAGAUGCUGCUGAUCAUUCUUGCUCGAUGCUCUGAGUUGCUGAGGUCGGAUUUACUCGACAAGCACGUGCUCGAGGUGUUUGAGAGCACAUCGCUCGACCCAGCCUUAAGAUGCCAAUUCACCGAUGCCCUUCUGUAUGCUGGGGCUGACGGCAAUGACACCAGUGCCACCUUCUGCUCUGCCGUCGAACGUGGCGAGGUGGGCGUCGUUGAGUUAUUCAUCAAGCACAAGGUCGAUGUCAAUUGGCCGAGAGGGCAAGCUCAAGCUGCGUGCUUUGCUGCGCGGACUGGAAACACUCAGCUACUCCAACGUGUGCUCAGUGCGGGAAGUCUGUCAACAGAGGGAGCUUGCCGAGUCCUCGCAGGACUGUCUCGAACUAUGCCAGCAAGUGAGCGGCUGGCCAUGCUCAACAAGCUACUUCAUGCCGGCGCACGCGGACCAGCCGUUGACCAGGCACUUGUCUUUGCAGUUCGAGAUGCGAACGACAACGAAGUCCAGUUGCUGAGACACAACGGCGCACGUAUCGGCUCUGACGCUACUGCUCUUGUGGAGGCAAUUAGCGCUGAUCGGCCUCAAACUGUGUCAAUCUUGCUGAGCGGCAAUGUCGACACCACCGUAUUGCAGCGGGCGUUCCCAGCUCUGCGGCGAGCUACCAAAGACAGAAGAUUCGAGAUGACGAAGAUGCUCCUCGAUAAAGGUGCUCGGGGCGAGGCGAUCUCCGCUGCAUUAUCAGAAGCGGUGUGUGAUCAGAAAUCGACGCGUGACGAGAGACUUAUAGAAAUCCUGAUCAACGCUGGUGCCGACCCAUCGUUUGGCCGCGCUAGCAGUUUUCGUCACGUUGUCAGUCGUUGUGAUCUGAGGAUGUUCAGUCGCUUGCUGCACUCGCCGAUAUCAACGGAGACUGCAUCGGACAUCGUGUCGGACGUGGCAACGAAGAGCGAUACCGAUACAAGGUAUCGCUUCUACGAGCAACUAAUCGCAGGUGGCGUACCUCGCGAGGGCAUGUCCAGAGCGCUCAUUUUGGAGCUUUCGAACACGCACAGCAACACAGCCAUCUGCGAACUGUUGCUACACAAGGGCCACGCCGAUAUCAGUUUCGACUCCGGUAGAGCUCUUGCAAUCGCAGCAGCCAAGAACGAUGCAAGCAUGCUCAAUCUGCUUGUCAGUGGUCAAUCGGUCUCGGCUACUGCCGUUAGGCCUGCUCUUAUCUCCAUUAUACAGUCAAAGACAUUCGAUGAUGAAACGAAGGCUUCUAGAAUCAGACGACUGAACGUCACGCCAUUAAUUGCUUACGAGGGCAUUGCUGCAUCGGUCCAGUAUUGCGCAAAGCACUGUGCCUCCGGAUCUACCUGGCCUUUGGCAGCAUUCUCCGCUUUGAUCGACCAGAAACCCGACAUCAAUGCCGAACAAGGUGGUUUGCUGGGAGACGCAAUCGCGCAUUCAGCGCUCUCGCUUCUCCGCCUCUUGCUGAACCUGAAGCCAUCACAGGCGGUACUUGACAUCGCCCUGAUGAGCUGCUUGUCAAUCACAAACGAGGAGACUUGCAUUGAGCAUCUGGAAGCACUUCUCAAAUGUCAGCCGACGAAGGAAGGCAUCUCACGUGCACUCGUUGCUGCCUUCCAGCACGACAAGCCCUUGUCGAUCUGCAAGCUACUUCUCAAUCAUGGUGCUGAUGUGGAGUAUGGCAACCACAAAGCUGUCGUCUACGCAUUUCGCAAUCAGAACGUUGGCGCUAUCCAGCUUAUCUUCGCGUCUAACUCCAGUCAGCAGAUGCUUGCCACGGCAUUCGAUUCUGCCAUCCAACAAUCAGACCCUACUGUUGUUUUCGACUUGGUCAGCUUCACACUCAAGGCAGGCUUUCGAGGGCUUCCGGUAUAUACAUUGGUACUGAGUAUUGUGCAAGCCCAGCAGACGGACAUGCGAUUGCUGCAGCUAUGCAUUGAUCAUGGCGCGAUGAGCUACGCUCAGGACAGCCAGUGCGCCGUACAUGCCACCAUUACACAGAAGCUCGACGUUGUCCGCGUGUUGGCGCAAAAUGCGUUCACUUCAUCGAUGGCUUGUGAUUGCAUCAGGGCUUGCGUCGAUCAGGGUGUUCUUCUGAACUGCAGCGCCGACCUUGUAGCCCUCCUACUGGGGAAGGGCGCGCAUGGGCCAGUGCUCUCCGUCGCCUUGCUUCAUGUUGUCGUUAACUCAGCGGCUCGCGACAGAAGCUCAAAGAUUGAUCUGCUGGUGAGGUACGGAGCAGACGUCAACGCCAGCAAUGGAGAGGUGCUCUCAAAAGCGUGCGAAUUCGGCGACCUAGGCCUCGCCUUGGCUCUGUCGCAAGCUAGGACAGUGCCCACCUCGACCUUCUGCGCCAUUCUCGACGUAUUGCGGCAGAAGUACGAGCGGGAUCAGGUCGAAGCAACUUUCGGGUUGGGAAGGGUCAGUCAGCUGCCUGUGUUGCAGGUAUUGCUCACUCGUCGACCUCAGGGCGAGGGAGAACUUCAAGCCAUUCUCGAUGCGGAGCCUGAGCUUCUGAAGAACUCCCGUACACCUGUCACACUCCUGCCCGGCGGACCCCGGGCGCAUAUGAACGGGCCGACGGAUCUCUUUCAUUGGGCACUCGAAGCCUCACCCCGAAUUGAGACCAGUCUUCUGUGCAUACUCGUCGCGAGAGGCAUCGAUAUCGGCCAUGUCAAUAGCAAGGGCGAAACGUCAAUCAUGGUCGCAAUAAGGACUGGUAGAUCGCAACUCAUUGAGCCUCUCCGAUUGCAAGGAGCAGAUAUUUCCCGUCGUGAUUACAAUGGACGUGCCCCAUUGCUAUAUGCUGUUGAGUUGGGUCAAGCCGAUGCUGUCGAGAGACUGGUUUCAUUCGCCAAGCCAGACGAUGGAAGCCUGCACCAAGCAAUACGAAGGCUCGAUACUCGCCUGGUUGGUCUGCUAUUGAACCACGGACAUGACGCGACGAUCCCAUCACAGUAUACUGCACAUGGGAAACAUACACCCCUUAUGGAGCUCUUGUCGCUCAAUGUUGAUCCAUCUCAGCACUAUGAGUUCAAAGAGAUCGUGCGGAUGCUUGUGUCGCAUGGUGCUGAUCUGACCAAGAAGGUCGACAACAAGCCGUUGAUCUGUGCAGCGUUAGAUCGGGGUUACGCUAUCACUGAGGCUAUCCUGGCUGCAGGGCUCAAGGCACGUAUAGACGAAGACUGGAACAAUUACAACGACGGUCAGCAUUGCUAUUCCCCUACCCAGUAUGCGGUAAGGAUGCUCAAGGGCAGUGACGAACAUCGCGGGCGCCUUCUUGAGCUUCUGCGAAUGUACGGCGCGCAGAAGGAGAUCUACUAUAGGCUUCAAGGUCCGCAGCCAGACGAUGCGGUGGGCAUGCCACCUCACCUUGAGCGCCUUGAGCGUCAGCGGCGCGAGAAGCUUCAGCGUGAACAAGAUGCCCGAGAGGCCAUGGAGCGAGAACGUGAGAAUCGGAAACAGCAGCAGCAAUUCGAUCUUAUGCUUGAGCAAGAGCGUCAUGAUCGAAGUUGGGAUUUGAGGCAGGAUACUGCAGAUCGUGAAGCCAACAUCCGCGAUGCGAAUCAUCGCCGGCAAAUCGGACACACCAGAGAUAUCCGCGCAGAGGAGGAAGCGGAUCGAGAGUUGGAGGCACGAGCUCGUGUUCGUGAGCAGAAUGAUCUGCUUAAUUACGAAGAGGAGAGAAAUCACAACGCGUUAAACUUCGCUCGUCAGCAGCAGAAUCUGGAGGUCAAGCACCGUAAGGCACUAUUGGGUGCCCAGAAUGACGCUCUACAGCGACAGAUGCAGUACAAGGGGAUGUAUUACCAGGGAAAGAAUGCUUACGAAGAGGAACAGCAUCGCAGAUCAAUGGCUCGACGGGAGGCAUCCCAGUCGAGCAGAGUCGCCAGCAUUGAAGACAGAGAGUGGCGUGCUCAGCAGCGACAUCAGAGAGCCAUCGAAGCUGCACAGACCCGGGACUGGCGUGAGGAGAAUCGCCAUGAGAGGCAACUGGAGCAGCAGCACCAACUCCGUCUCACACAAGGUGAAGAACGCUAUUCUGACGAAGACAGCGUGGGCGAGGACGACGAUGAGGAGUCCGCUGACGAGGAAUUUGAUGCUCACUCGGAUGUAAGUCACAUUUCUUCCUUCGAGACUCGUCCAAGACUACCGCCUCCCGGCGUGGCAACUCGGACUGUCUCGAGUAUUUCCACCUAUCCACGGAAGGAGGACUCAUCCGUCUCGAACCCUGAUGCCCUCGACGUACAUCAUCCUUCUCCAUGGAUCGGAUCUAUCUCACUCAAAUCCGUCUUCGCUUCCACCUUGUGGUACCACAUCGACGAGACGUCCGCUGAGUACUCCCGUGACAGCGGACCGUCCUUCGAGGACUUCGCACAUCUCCAGGAAACCACUUCGUCCUUCCGGGCAUGUGUCACAUUUUUCCUAACUUCUGAUCUUAGGAUUGGCAUCGAUGAGACGACUUACUAUGAGAGAGCUGUCAACACAGCGUCUCUCGAAUGGCGUCUUGUAACCGACUGUCAUUCGUUCCUACGAUUCUGGCUGGGGGACAGUCAGCCGUGCUAUACGCGCGCCAUCCGCACGGUCGAUCACUAA
Molecule: messenger RNA, 5358 nt
Organism: Cyphellophora attinorum
Lineage: Eukaryota; Fungi; Ascomycota; Eurotiomycetes; Chaetothyriales; Cyphellophoraceae
Exons: 3
Coding region: 1-5358 (1785 amino acids)
Cellular component (GO): cytoplasm; nucleus
Molecular function (GO): protein binding
Source: RefSeq, a predicted model, not a curated record